AUGAAUAGCUUUAGUAUUGAUAGCAAUAAAAAGAAGUAGAUUUCUUUAGAAUAGUGGAAGGAGGAAUUAAAAAAUGUUAAAAUAGCUAAACAAGAUAUGAAUAAACUUAUUAUGAAUUUUUUUUUAAUAGAAGGAUAUAAAGAAGCAGCAGAAAAGUUUAGGGAAGAGAGUUAAACUGAAAUAAGCGAACAAGAUCUUGAAUGUAUGUAGCCACGCAUAGAUAUAAGAAAGUUGAUUCUUAAUGGAUAAAUAGAUGAAGCUAUAAAUGAGCUCGAUAAAAUAAAUAAAAAAGUUUUAGAAGAGAACAAAGACAUAAAUUUUAAUAUAAAAUUAUAAAAAUGUAUAGAGUUGAUCAGAAGUGAGUAAAUAGAUAAAGCAAUAUCAUUUGCUUAAGAAGAAUUACUGCCUAUUUUAGAAUCUAGUAAUGAAAAAAAAGAACUGUAUUAAGAUAGCAUGGAAAAGGUCAUGAGCUUGUUAGCAUUUGAAAAUCUAUAAGAGAGCCCUUAUCAAGAUCUAGUCAGUAAUUCAUAGAGAAUUAAGAUUUCUAGUUAAAUUAAUUAUGAAAUGCUAAAAGGUUAGUAGGAAAAAGAAAAUAAAUUACCUACUCUUAUCAAACUUUUACUGUGGAGUCAAGACAAAUUAUCUGAAAAACUAGAAUUUCCUUAGAUUAAAAAUGUUUCAACUGCAAAAUUUGUAACAGAUAAUGGGAAUGGAAGUAAUAAUAAUAAAGCAAAUUAGCUAGUUGAUUACGAUUGA
Molecule: messenger RNA, 756 nt
Organism: Tetrahymena thermophila SB210
Lineage: Eukaryota; Ciliophora; Oligohymenophorea; Hymenostomatida; Tetrahymenidae
Product: Ran-binding protein in the microtubule-organising centre protein
Exons: 6
Biological process (GO): proteasome-mediated ubiquitin-dependent protein catabolic process
Cellular component (GO): nucleus; cytoplasm
Molecular function (GO): protein binding
Source: RefSeq, a predicted model, not a curated record